Messenger RNA from Alternaria alternata, 1299 nucleotides. RefSeq lists its product as hypothetical. The coding region runs from base 243 to 1115 and encodes 290 amino acids. The transcript has a single exon. Lineage: Eukaryota; Fungi; Ascomycota; Dothideomycetes; Pleosporales; Pleosporaceae. The record is from RefSeq and is a predicted model, not a curated record.
CACAUCCCUACCUGCAACAAUGCUGCACGUCUAACCCCGUCGUCGUAAGGUGAAACGUGCCAUUGCGGAGCAAGGCCAGCAUGCUACGGUAAUAACUCGCAACACCUGUACUUUUACCUUUGCCCAUCGCUGCCCGUCAAACGUCCUUUCUCACAUUCUUUCUUUUACUCUGCCGGAUCUCCUCGCGUCACUCGCUUUGCCGGAGACCGGCUAGCACGGCUUCAACAACAAUAAUCAUCGCGAUGGCCCCUUUCCAACUCGGAGAGUUAGGCACAAUAUGUAAUUAUGCCAAAGUUAAAUACGAAGAAAGAGUCGAUACGAAGAGGCGCCGCAGCAACCAUAGACGCUCAAACAGCGACCCAACAAUGAUAAGCUCCACUAGUACCCUUAAACGCAAACCCCAGACCUACGGCAAAUUACACAAACCACCGAAAGUAGAAUCCCUACAUGAACGACAAGAACGGCCUCGCAACAGAUUGCAGAAACGCAGACCGGCAAGCGUUGUGGGUGCAAUUACGCCGCCGCUUAAUUUCUUCGCAUUGGAAUACGUCCCUUAUCCGUAUAACACACAACCAAGCCAGUUCCUUGGCGUGUAUUCCAGUAUCGAUACCGUGACUGCCGCUGCGUUUCGACAUGGCGCGUAUUCAUUCUCAAGAGAAGGGCUGCUGGAUGGAAGCGAGUACCUGAGUCCAACGGGCCGCAUUAAGAUUGUUUCGCACACCAUGCAGCGCACAGGUGUUACGGCCGUUGUACCGGAGGAUAAGAGCCACAAGUUUGACAACGGGGUUAUGAGGCUAGAUAUCCCGCAUCCUGAUAGUCAGCCUACGGCCCGCUUUGAUAGUCAGCAGGAUCUUAGCAACGAGGUUAGCAAGGAGGUGGUUUUUCUGGCGCUUCAUGAGGGACCGCAAAGCGCUUUUUGCAUUGGCAUGUUCCCAAGUAAGACUUUGGCGUGGGGUGCUUGUCUUAAGGACAAAGCGUGGCUUGAGUGGUCGGAUCCGUUGACUGAGGAAGAGAGGAGUGUUGAAGAGAAUGACAUGCCGCGAGUCUCGGCGAGACUUGUAGGGAGUGGACGGCAUGCGUGGUUCGUGAGGGCUUUUGAGGUUGAUGGGAGUUGAGGCGUGUAAUGGAAGACGAAGCACUACUCGGACGAGCAAAAUCCGCCACGAUCAUCUAACUUUUCGUCACUGGCGAACAAGCAUAUUGAAAUCGUUCGUCGAAGACCGGACGUGAAACUUCCAAACCACCAGUAUGGAUGGAAGUAUGCGACAGCCACAUGCCAAACAUCGCAUACCCGAAGCC